GGAGGAUGAGGAAGAGAGAGAGCAUCUUUGUCUGCGCGGAGAAGCUCGGGGCUUCCCUUCCUGCCUAAACAUCCCCCCAAUCUGACCACCGCACCGCUAUCCUUCUCCAGAUAGAGGUCACAUUCUCCACCCAGGCGACCACCUCCGCUCCCAUUCGGAUUUUGUCGCGUCUCCUCGGCUGGAAUACCAGACCGUCGCUGCCUCCAUGUGUCGGAUCGCCGGAUGCUGGUGGUGAUGCACAGGAUGUUGGGAGGCUGAGAAGAGUGGAGGCUGCACCUCGGCGCCGCGCCAUGGAGAACUGACAGGAGCAGCUCUGGAUGGAGGCCAAGACACUGGAUGGCGAAGACGAAGAAGCACACAGUAUUGUGGAUCUCUUUUGUGCUUUAUUCUCGCUCCCAGCCGAGCCAAAGUAGAUGCAAAGUACUCUGCAAUGUGCCUCGUUUGUGCCGUCUAUCAUGCGUCACUUUUGGAACAAUGGCAUAGAGAAUCAGGAUAGACAGUCAAAGCGAGCACAACUUUAGUCAGCGUGUGUGGGUAUUUGUAAAAAGCACCAGGUACCGUAUUGUAUUCUCUUCGCUGCUGCGUUGGAAAUAGAAGAAUCCACAGGAGAGCAAGUCAAGAGUAACCAUGAUGGGCUGGAUUGAUAGCAAGGUGCUCUGGUUAUUGCUGGUUGCUCAGUUGGCGAUGACAGGAGUGGCUUUGGAGUACGAGGGCGUCCCAGGUCAGUGGACGCGUUACAGCCAGUGGGACGUGAAAGCCACCGGUGAGCUCAGCUUCAUCCUGAAGACCAACAUCAGCAAAGCCCUGGUGCUCUAUCAGGAUGAUGGCGGGAACUGCGAUUUCUUGGAGCUCCUCAUUGCGGACGGGAGGCUGCAGCUCCGCUUCACCAUCCACUGCGCCGAACCGGCCUCCUUACACACCGAGACUCGUGUCAACGACCUGCGCUGGCAUCGGGUCACCCUCCUUCGCAAUUACAGAGAGACCCGUGUGAUGGUGGACAACGAAGAGAAGGCCGCGGAAGUGAAGUCCAAGAGAAAAGAGAUGGUCGCCGUCUCAGACCUCUACGUGGGAGGGAUCUCGCCGGACGUGCGUCUCUCCGCCCUGACGUCCAGCACCGUUAAAUACGAGCAACCGUUUCAGGGUUUUAUAGUCAAUUUGAAAUUCGGGGAGGCUCUGCCAGUGCUGCUAGAUGGCCAAGCUGUCCACAGUGAUCUGGAGUAUAUAUGUGAAUUACACCCUCCCUGCAACAAAGGCCUGUGCGCCGUCAGCCAAGGAGAAGUCCUCUGUGACUGUGUAAACAGCAGCUACAGGGGGAGGUACUGCCAUGAAGCAGGUGUCCAGCAAGAAGUGCAAGGUCUGGCGCACCUGAUGUUAAACCGCCAAGUUUUCCGCCAAGGACAAGAGGAGUCUCUGGCUACCUUCAAAGGAAACGAGUACUUCAGCUACAACUUGUCGCAGACCCCGAUUCAGAGCAGCCUGGAUGAGAUCACCCUGUCUUUCCGCACACUGCAACGCAACGGCCUGCUGCUUCACACGGGGAAGUCGGCUGACUACGUCAACCUCUCCCUGAGGAAUGGAGGGCUGUGGCUGGUCAUCAAUCUGGGCUCGGGAGCCUUCGAGGCCCUUGUGGAACCCACCAGUGGGAAGUUCAAUGACAACGCCUGGCACGACGUUAGGGUGACCCGCAACCUCCGACAGGUGACCAUCUUGGUGGACGGGAUUCUCACCACCACCGGCUACACUCAGGAGGACUACACGAUGCUCGGCUCCGAUGAUCUUUUCUACAUCGGAGGCAGCCAUAACACGGCCGACCUCCCGGGGUCCCCGGUCAGCAACAACUUCAUGGGCUGUCUGAAAGACGUGGUCUACAAGAAUAAUGAGUUUAGACUGGAGCUGUCUCGCCUGGCUGAGCAGAGGGACCCCAGGAUAAGUAUCCAUGGUGACCUGGUGUUCAGCUGCAAGAACGUGGAAGCUUUGGAGCCGGUCACCUUCGACACACCGUCUGCCUACUUGACGCUGCCGAGGUGGAAUACCAAGAAGACCGGUGCCAUAUCGUUUGACUUCCGAACCAUUGAGCCCAGUGGCCUGUUGCUGUUUAGCCACGGCAGUCUGCAGGGAGCGCAGCCUGAUAAGAAGCCCAGGGCUGACUUUUUCGCCUUGGAGCUGCUGGACGGAUUCCUCUACCUGGUCAUGGACAUGGGCUCGGGGAGCAUCAAGAUGAAAGCCAGUAAUAAGAGGCUAGAUGACGGCAACUGGUGCCACGUGGACUUCCAGAGGAAAGGCAGAAAUGGCUUUAUUUCUGUGAACAGCCAGAGCAUCCCUUUCUCCGCUAAUGAAGGCAGUGAGAUCCUUGACCUGGAUGGGGACAUGUAUCUCGGAGGUUUACCCGACGACCGCCAAGCUCUGAUGCUGCCCCCAGAGGUGUGGACGGCCUCUCUCGGCCUGGGCUACGUGGGCUGCGUUCGGGAUCUCUUCAUAGAUGGACAGAGCCGUAACCUGUGGAGGCUGGCUGAGGUCCAGAGUGCAGUGGGUGUCAGCAGCUUCUGCACCAGGGAGACUCAUGUCAGGUGCAGCAGAGAAACCUGUGCCAACGGCGGGGUCUGCAGAGAAGGUUGGAACCGUCACAUUUGUGACUGUAAUGGAACUGGCUACCUCGGCCCGAGCUGUGAGAAGGAUGCCACCACGGUGAGCUACGACGGCAGCAUGUAUCUGAAGGUGCAGCUGCCAAGGACGUUUCACACGGAGGCCGAGGACGUGUCACUGCGCUUCAUGUCUCAGAGGGCUUUCGGGCUGCUGAUGGCCACGACAUCCCAGCAGUCUGCAGACACCCUACGUCUGGAGCUGGACGGAGGCAGAGUCAAGCUCACUGUCAACCUGGAUUGUAUCAGGAUAGACUGUAAUCUCAGCAAAGGACCCGAGGUACUCCUGGUUGGGGAGAAGCUGAACGACAACGAGUGGCACACGGUGAAGGUGGUGCGGCGCGGGAAGAACCUGCAGCUCUCCGUGGACAACGUGACAGUGGAAGGUCACAUGACUGGAGCCCACACACGUUUAGAGUUCAACAACAUUGAGACAGGAAUCAUGACGGAACGCCGCUUCAUCUCCGUUAUGCCAUCAAACUUUAUCGGGCACUUGCAGUCGCUGUCCUUCAACGGCGUUCUCUACCUUGACCAGUGCAAGAAUGGGGACAUCUCCUACUGCGAGUUGAAUGCCCGCUUUGGCAUGAGGCACAUUGUGGCCAAUCCUGUGACUUUCCUGACCCAGGCAAGCUACCUGGCCUUCUCCACCCUGCAGGCCUACGCGUCCAUGCAUCUUUUUUUCCAGUUCAAGACCAUCAGUCCGGACGGUCUCAUCCUGUACAACUCCGGAGAUGGAAGUGACUUCAUUGUGGUGGAGCUUGUCAAAGGGUACAUCCAUUAUGUUUUUGACUUGGGAAAUGGGCCGUCGCUAAUGAAAGGAAACUCUGACAAGCCACUCAAUGACAACCAGUGGCACAAUGUGGUGAUCUCCCGCGACAAUAAUAACGUGCACAUCCUCAAGAUUGAUGCCCGUACCGUCACCCAGCAUGCCAACGGAGCACGCAACCUGGAUUUAAAAGGGGAGCUGUAUGUUGGUGGUGUUGGGAAGAGCAUGUAUGGCAGCUUGCCUCGAUUAAUUGCAUCGAGAGAGGGCUACAAAGGCUGCCUGGCCUCGGUGGACUUGAACGGCCGACUCCCUGACCUGCUGAUGGACGCCCUCCACAAGGUGGGAGACGUGGAACGCGGCUGCGGAGGUCCAAGCACCACCUGCACCGAGGACUCCUGCUACCACCAGGGAGUGUGUCUGCAACUCUGGGAAGGCUUCUCCUGUGACUGCACCAUGACCACCUAUGGAGGCCCGUUCUGCAGCGACCCUGGAACCACGUACAUCUUCGGGAAAGGAGGCGCGCUCAUCACUUUCACCUGGGCCCCGAACGAGCGGCCGAGCACCCGAGCGGACAGAUUAGCCGUGGGCUUUAGCAGUCAACAGAAGGACGCCAUCCUGGUGCGUGUGGAGAGCACUCAUGGUCUGGGAGACUAUCUUCAGCUGCACAUAGAUGAAGGGAAAAUUGGUGUUAUCUUCAACGUGGGAACGGAUGACAUUUCCAUCGAUGAGCCAGCUGUCAUGGUAAAUGACGGCAAGUACCAUGUAGUUCGCUUCACUCGCAGUGGCGGCAAUGCCACCCUCCAGGUGGACAACCAUCCUGUAAUAGAGCGCUACCCUCCAGGACACUAUGAUAAUGAGCGACUGGCUAUUGCUAGGCAAAGAAUCCCAUACAGACUUGGUCGGGUAGUAGACGAGUGGCUACUCGAUAAAGGGAGACAGUUGACCAUCUUUAACAGCCAGGCGGCCAUUAAAAUUGGAGGUCAAGACAAAGGUCGACCCUUCCAGGGUCAGAUUUCAGGGCUCUACUACAAUGGGCUCCAAGUUCUCAAACUCGCAGCGGAGAAUGAUCCCAGCGUUCAGGUGGAGGGGAACCUGCGUCUGGUGGGGGACUCGCUGUCAGUGCUGACCACGGACACCACCGCUGCCACCCCGCUGGCAGUCUCUGACAUGUCCACCACCAUCAUGGAAACCACGACUACCAUGGCGACCACCACCACUCGCCGGCAGCGGUCUCCGAGCUUGAGGGAGAGCAUCUCAAAGCCACAGAACUCGGAUGAUAUUUUGGUGGCGUCAGCCGAAUGUCCGAGCGACGACGAAGACCUGGAGGAGUGCGAGCCGGGAACAGGAGGUGAAUUAGUCUUGCCUAUUAUAACAGUGGAUUCCCUUGAGCCCCCAUCCAUCGCCACCCGUUAUCCCUUCAUCCCUCCUCCCCCGACCCUCCUUUCCCCACUCGAGACCACCAAAGAGUCCCUGAUCCUGCCUCCUCACCCCUCCUGCCCUCCGGACCAGGAGGACUGCGGUGACCCAGUGGAGGUCUCGGCCUUCGGCUCUGGGGAGAUGACGGAAUCAGACGAUGAGGACUUUUACAAUAAUAACUCCCCCUUGGUCACUGACAGGACAGUCCUUCCUCCACCUCCCGCAGCCGGCGAUGGUGGAGUCCACAAACCCCGCCCCUUACCUCCCUAUGUUCCCACCACCAACCCCGACCAGCUCCACAUCCCCGCAGGCAAAAUGAACACCCGUGACCAGGUGCUUCUGCCCCCUGCCCCUCCAUCAUCCCGAAACACACCAGGACUAACUUACCCACCCAAUUUUCCCCAUGUGCCCACAGCCAACCCCACAGCCUCUGAUGAAAAGAACCCACCAGGCGCCGUGGAGGUGAUCAGGGAGUCCAGCAGCACCACAGGCAUGGUAGUCGGCAUCGUGGCUGCUGCUGCUCUCUGCAUCCUCAUACUCCUCUAUGCGAUGUACAAGUACCGCAACCGGGACGAGGGCUCGUACCAAGCCGACCCCAGCCACAACUUUGCCAACAACUCCGCUGUGGAGGGCAACGGGACUAUGGUGAAAGACAAAAGCACAGCGACGGCCUCUGUGGCCAAGGCAAUCACAAAGGGCAAAAAGAACAAGGACAAAGAAUACUACGUCUGAGAUGAGAAGCAGACUGGGACAAGAGGAUGCUCGCGUGUUCACUCUCCUAUUUCGUCUUGAAACUGUACAAAGCAGCAGCAUUUUUGCUUUAAACAGCUACAUGUUCAGUAUCUGGCUGCCCAGCUCCGAAAGUGAUACAGACUCACAAGACUGUCCGUCGACACACACACUCUGUCUUCACCACUUUGUUUCAUUUUUAAGCCAUUAAGACUCUGUAUAUAUAUAUAGCAUGGUACGGUGGGGAAGAGCGGAGACAACAUCCCGACAGAUUUGCCGAAAUGUUUAAUUUGUACUCCUUUGUAAUGUUCUUUCUCAAGUCUCAAUGUCGCCAUUAUGACAAACAAAGCAGAACGCAUCAGUUAUUGAAAAUGUUACGGUAAAUGAGCAGAGAAGCAGCCUGGUAAUCUGAGUACACUCGGGAACGACAGCCUUUAUUUAGACAAGACAUUUUCAGCGUCCGCGUUACGUAAUACGGGCUUAUAGCGCCCCAGUCAGUCAAGAAGCCGGAGCAUCGAGGAAGCAUGAUAUUUGGAUGAAAACGAACGGAUUCACUCCACAUAUUCCACCCAGUCAACAACGACGACGGAGCAGAAGCUGGUUUUUGUGCGAUAUUAGCGUAAAUGUACCAUGCCAUUCCAAGUAGGGUCGAUUGUGAAAUGGUCAGUCUAGCAGGUAACUUUGUAAACAUUGCUUGUAUGUACAUAUUGUGGUGAGCGAAGAGGCUUUGUGUGUGUGUGUGUGUGUGUGCGUGUGUGUGUGUGACAUGGAUUGGAAUCAGAGAAGCUCCUACCUUCAGCCCAUCGUCCAAACAGGGAACACGGCACAGAAAUAUGAAGCAACAGAAUCAGAGAGAACUCGCCUCCUCUCCUGAUUGUUCCACAAAACGUUCAUGACUCAAAAGCACAUGUAAACAUAACUUGGAGACGGUCGAUAUUACUUGUAAAGCCGCCAAACAUGUAUGUUUUUUUUUUAAUCAUUUACUAAAAGACUAUUCUAUGAGAUGAAUUAUUGAAGAUUUGUGAAUUGUGAUGAUAUUUCGAUGUAUCUUGUUAACACUCCUCGACAUGUUACACUUUAGAUUGCCUUUUACUUCAAUCCAGACGAAAGCACAUUUUACUCCGAUAACCGCAGGAAUAACUUUUGUUUCAACAAUAUACGAGUCAUUCGAAGAAAACAUUGUGCAUUUUAUAUGUACUGCUUCAAUUGAUCGAAAAUAUAAAGCCAUGUUUCUCCGUUGAGUCGACAUUUACUUACUCCUCUCUGUGAUUUCUUUGUUUUGUUUUGUUUAUUUGAUAAAAGUGCCAUUCAAAACGAGCUGCUUGGUGCUCAGAAAAUAUUCCAUUCCUCACUCAUUGCUAUUGUAUAGUGUUCAUGUGAAAUGGAUCAAUAUGUGUACAGAACGUGGAUAAAGAUGAAAAUACACUUGAUUAUAUACUUUGUACGCACUGCGUUGUGUGUCGAUUCUUUUGCAUAAGGGGGCGCCGUGGAUUGUUUUUAUGUCUGUGAACAUGCUGAUGUUUGCGAGGGAGAACUUAAGUAUUUUCUGCACUGUGGUUCGUCUCCUUGAAACGGAGAGGCUUUCGAAAGCCCCUGUCAAAUUCAUGAGUGACAGACCACACCAUUUCAUUAAGUUUUAAUAUUCUACACCCAUCAAUAUCAGAAUCCCAAUACUCAUACCACAAGUCCCAUAAUACACCGGAAGUCUUGCAAUAAUUUGAAUCUUUGAUGGAACCUGCAAUUCCUUUGUUUACGUCUUGCAAGUGGGAAUCGGAGCAGCUUCACGUUGUUGUGAGGACAAAAGACUUUCAUUACGUGACCCCAUUUACAUGCAGGGUUUAUGUGACAGAGAAUUCUCCCAUCAGGGAAUUGAGCCUGUGACCUUCAGCCUGACUUAUCUAUCAUUAUUUGUCGCCACGG
This is a messenger RNA of Synchiropus splendidus (mandarinfish), 7470 nucleotides long. RefSeq names its product neurexin-2-like. Lineage: Eukaryota; Metazoa; Chordata; Actinopteri; Syngnathiformes; Callionymidae. The transcript has 22 exons. The coding region runs from base 628 to 5553 and encodes 1641 amino acids. The record is from RefSeq and is a predicted model, not a curated record.